AGGCCAAAGCUCCAAAGCGAAGCAGUGUCACUGAAGCGGAAAACGCGUCGCCUUCAGGGGUCAGCUGAGAGAGUGUUGAUCUCACCUUUGCUGGUGGUCUGGUCGGCGGCGAUGGAGCCUCUGGAGGUGGCCAUAACGAUCAUAUUCGACGCGCUGCUGCUGGUGUUCAUGGUGAAGCUCUUCUUCGCCAUGUUCCAGAUGAAGCUCGUCGUCAUCCUCUUCUACCUCGUCAUCCUCCUCUUCGCCAUGGCCUUCUCCGGCCGGGCGCCCAGCAGCUUCUAGCUCGUAGCAGCUGGCAGAGAACUUUCUUCUCCCCCCUCCCCCCCCCCCCCCCUCUUCCGUUUCUUCUCCUUUGGGGCUUGUUCGGUUCUACCCCAAUCCAUAUGGAUUGAGGGGGAUUGAAGGGGUUUUAAUCCCUAGCAAGUCAAAAUCUCUCUCAAUCCAUAUCAAUCCCCUCCAAUCCAUAUGGAUUGAAAAUAACCGAACAAGCCCUUGGAGGGUAGAUCGGAGGAGUCGUGCAGCAGUAGCACUACGUCCUGUGAAAAGAGUAUCAUCUCGGUUUUUGUUUUGUUGUUGUUGAAGAGUAUUUUUUUUUCUCUAGAAAAAAAAGGUGCGCAUGAUCCGAGGCGCAAAUUGCGUAAGCGUGAAGAGAGAUCGUACGCUCAAAACACGUGAACUAGUCAAUCUUGAGCUUCGAUCUCCAGCCUUUCAUACUUCUAUU
Molecule: messenger RNA, 721 nt
Organism: Zea mays
Lineage: Eukaryota; Viridiplantae; Streptophyta; Magnoliopsida; Poales; Poaceae
Source: RefSeq, marked validated